AUGGCCAUAGCCAGGCCAAUCCGGCUUCUAGGGGCACUGUGCAUCCUACUUGUCAUCGGCGUUAUCUUUUACGUUUCACAUCCAACACAGUCGCUGAUAAGCGUCGGCAGUCGGCUGCAAGAUGGAAUGAAGAGUGAUCCCUUGUUGGAUCCGACUGGCGAACCUGAGGGUCUGUUAUGGCGCGCAGAAGACCACGAUUAUUCCCCGGACAGCACCGAAUCCGCCCGAAUCAAUGCGACGCUUCUUGUUCUAGUUCGCAACGAGGAACUGGGUGACCUCGUGAAGACUAUGGAGGACUUGGAGCGGACUUGGAACAACAAGUUCAACUACCCGUGGACGUUCAUGAACGACAAGCCGUUCAGUGAAGAAUUCAAGAGGAAAACACAAGCUGUUACCAAGGCCAAGUGCCACUAUGAACUAGUACCGAAAGAGCACUGGGAAGAACCAGAUUGGAUCGAUCCAGAGUUGGUGAAGGAAUCGAACAAGAUCCUGGAAGAGGCCAAGAUCCAAUACGCCGACAAAGCGUCUUACCACAGAAUGUGUCGCUGGAACAGUGGCAUGUUCUACAAACACCCCGCCCUAGCCAACACGCGGUAUUACUGGCGAGUGGAGCCCAAAGUCCAGUUCUUCUGCAACGUCGAUUAUGAUGUCUUCCGAUACAUGCAAGACCACAAAAAGACAUACGGCUUCACCAUCAACCUUUUCGAUGCGCCUGAAACCAUUACUAGCCUUUGGCCCGAAACAGAGCGUUUCCUGAGCGAACACCCCGAGUACCUCGCGGACAACAACAUGAUGGAAUGGCUUGUGGACGAUAAGCUGCGUCCGGAACAUAACAAAAAGGCCAAUGGGUACUCGACGUGCCAUUUCUGGUCCAACUUUGAAAUCGGCGACAUGGAAUUCUUCCGCAGCGAAAAAUACGAAGCCUACUUCAACCACCUGGAUCGCGCUGGUGGCUUCUUCUAUGAAAGAUGGGGCGAUGCCCCUGUCCAUUCUAUCGCCCUGGGUCUCUUUGAAGAUGCCAGCAAGGUACACUGGUUCCGAGACAUUGGCUACCGUCACGUCCCAUACUUCAACUGCCCCAACUCGCCCAAGUGUUCCGGUUGCAAACCGGGCAAGUUCUACGAAGGCGCGGACUUUUUGGCCAAGGAAGACUGCCGGCCAAACUAUUUCAAAUACGUCGGUACCCAUUAA
Talaromyces rugulosus is the source of this 1191-nucleotide messenger RNA. RefSeq lists its product as uncharacterized. Gene Ontology annotation, molecular function: alpha-1,2-mannosyltransferase activity. The record is from RefSeq and is a predicted model, not a curated record. Lineage: Eukaryota; Fungi; Ascomycota; Eurotiomycetes; Eurotiales; Trichocomaceae. Gene Ontology annotation, cellular component: membrane; Golgi apparatus. Gene Ontology annotation, biological process: protein O-linked glycosylation; protein N-linked glycosylation; cell wall mannoprotein biosynthetic process. Bases 1 to 1191 code for a protein of 396 amino acids. The transcript is spliced from 4 exons.